AAAUACCGCGAACACACAGCAUGGUAGCGUUCUUUCCGAGAAGUGCAGAGGAUAGCUACGACUUCGUGCUUAGUCUGGUGAGGAACCAGAACGAAGGUUUAAGUACCUCGGCGUGGAAAGUCGUAGCAAGCAGUGUUGUGGGUUCCGGGUGGAACCUCAACAUCACGAUGGACGACGAGUCCUACAAGUUUAUAAGGCUGAAGGGAUUCAAACUGAAUUUCCGCUUCGGCAAGAUUAUGAUGCGGCCAUGGAGGCCCAAGGCUGCGUCCACGAGCCAAGAGGCCAAGACGGGGAUGAACGUAGCACCAGCUCCUCCCGUAGCCCGCCCAGCGGCGCAUGAGGCGACUGCAGCUGUGGCUUCGGGUAAGGACAGCGAAUCCCCCAGCGAACCCAUCUCGGCUGGGCAGGUUGCGACCGCCGCCGCGGAUGCAGAUGAGAGCAACGGGCAGGAAGGAAAGAUGUCAUUCACCCAGGAGCAGGAGGCGACUGCAUCUGUGGUUUCGGGGGAGGAUAGCGAAUCCCCCAGCGGACUCAUCUCGGCUGGGCAGGCUGCGACCACCGCCGCGGAUGCAGACGAGAGUAACGGGCAAGAAGAAAAGAUGCCAUCCACCCAGGAGCUUCUGGAAGGGUUGGAGAUGCAGGUCGAUGAAGGGGACGAAGACGGGGACCUGUCUCUCUUAGAACCGAUUCUGUAGGCUCCAGCACCGGCAUAGAAGUGGCCCAGGUGAACCUACAUCACGCAUCGGCAGCCUCGGCAGUCAUCGUGAAGAGGUUCAUCUCGGAUAACCUGGGCAUCCUUCUAAUCCAGGAACCUUGGGUGUUCAAAGGAGAGGUAAGAGGCCUCAACAUGAGAAGGAGCAAGAGUUUCUAACGCAAGACCUGGUGGCGGUGCAAGUGAAGGACAAGGAAGGAUCGGACUUCGUCCUUGCAUCCGCAUACUUUCCGGGAGAGUCAGCCACAGCACCCCCCCCAUCGAUACUUGGUCUGGUGGAGUAUUGUAAAUCCAACAAUCUCCCCCUGACCAUAGGAUGUGACGCAAAUGCUCAUCACACGGAAUGGGGUAGCACGAACUGCAACAUGAGGGGUGAGUCACUGCUUGAAUUUAUACUUAGUAAUAAUAUUAACAUAGAGAAUGUGGGCUGCGAGCCAACCUUCGUAACAAGUGUCCGCAGGGAAGUCCUAGACAUUACCCUAAGCAAUGACAACAUGAUCGGGUUGAUCUCGCAGUGGAGGGUAUCAAAAGAGCCCUCACUGUCAGAUCACAGAAUCAUUCGUUUUGCUCUGAGGGUGGUAGUCGGGGACCGACCUCCAACUCGUACCCCCAGAAAUACAAAUUGGGGCACUUUCAAAGAGACCCUAAGUAGAAGCAUAAGUGUAGUGGAGCAGGCGGAUGUUAGGUCCACCACAGAUGGACUGGAGAGCAGACUGAGUGCCA
Molecule: messenger RNA, 1435 nt
Organism: Bactrocera neohumeralis
Lineage: Eukaryota; Metazoa; Arthropoda; Insecta; Diptera; Tephritidae
Exons: 2
Coding region: 21-695 (224 amino acids)
Source: RefSeq, a predicted model, not a curated record